GUUUAGAAAGGGAGGGGGGUGUGCAAAUUGUGACCCAUCCCGGCGGCUUUUUCCUCUCUGCUUCUUCUUGGGUUUUUUUCCUCCCCCAUCCGCUCGUUUCCCACUUCCCUUCCUCUCCGCCAACCAGCCCCCUCCUUCCCUCUUUAAAAAAAAAAAAAAAAAAAAAAAAUUAAAAAAGGCAGGGGAGGGGAGAAAAAAAAAAAAAUGUAUAGUCAGGGCUUCCCAAAUGCGCGCCCCCGACCCGGUGCCAAGCGCGCCCCCUUCAUUUGUUCCCCUUCUUGAAGCUCAUUUUCAUGACGUGGAAAAGCCUGAUCCAGGGCAACAACACCACCGCACACACACGGACACGGACACGCACACACGGACACGCACACACACGCACGGAGAAGGAGAGCAGCCCGAGAUCCUCCGCCGCGCCCCAGCCCUCCCGCUCCGCGCUGCCGGUGCCCGGAGAAGGCGGCGGCGGUGCUGGAGCCUGCAGCAGCCCCUCUCCUCCCUCCUCCAUUGAGUGUGCCAAACAGCAGCUCUGCAUCCUAAAGAAGAUCAUUGAGGGGCUCAUUGCAUUCCCAGCACGUCUCAGGCUUGCUUCUUUUUUUUUUUUGCCUUUUUUUUUUUUUUUUUCCUUUUGCCUCAGCUUCAGCAGGAGUAGAGAGAGAGGGAGAGAGAGAGACACAGAGAGGGAGAGACAGAGAGAAACCAGCAAUCUUUAAACUCGAGCCUUUUUUUCCCCCUUCCCCUCUUUUUUUUUUGGUAACGAUGUGCUAAAAUCUCUCCUGGAAACCGGUAAGUACAACCUUUCUGGAUCCCUUUUGUUUCCGCCUAGGGUCAAAGACACCCCCUCUUCCAAAAAGAAGAUAUAAUAAUCCUCUUUAUUUAUUUUUUUAUUUUUUAUUACAGCCCUUGCAGAAGAGAAAGAACUUAAGUGGCUAAUAUUUUGUAAAGGAGACAGAGAGACUGAUACUGCAAUAUAGCUCUCAUCUCUCUCCCUUCUUCCCAAUUAGAUGCUGGUUUUAAUUGCAGAGGGUAUUUCUCUUUUCAUGCUUUCAACCAUCUCCUCUUUCCCACAGGGGAGGGUUUCAUUUGCAAGUUGAUCCUCAGGAUUUCUGUUCCUCUGGCAUUUCUCUCCCCUAAAUGCAUCUUUCUGCUCUUAAGUUUGCGGAUGGGGGGCAAAAUUUUCUAGUUCUUACACGAGGAAGGCAAAAAGGACCUUUUCUAUUGAAAGAUUCAGACUAAAAGCAACGAUCGCUGCGAAUAAUUCUAAUGGGCAUUUCAGUGAUUCAAGGAAGGCUGCAUCACCGCCGUUAUUAUUACCAUCCUUAGCAUGUCUCUGUGCCCGUACAUUUAAAAUCUCUGGUGAAAGGAAGGGUGAAACCAUAUGUUGAAGGAGCUGCAUCUCAUUAGUACAGUGUUAUUUUCACCUGAUUGGAGAAGAAUGGUGUCUUCAUUCGGAAACGUAUAUAGUAGGAUAGAUAAUUUAUCGGCUGGUAAGUGUCAAGGUAUUUUUUCUUCCACUUUCAGCUUUUUAACCGGGUCUCCUGCUUGGUCCUGGGGGCGCAAAAUACCCUAAUCCGAGGCAGGCUGAGCGUUUCCAUCCUAGGUGCCUCUUCAGCUGUCACUUCCCUUUAGAUCUGCUGAUCGCAUGGGCAUGUGCUUUAGAAAGAUUAAUCAUCUCUAAAUGCUUUAAUCAGCUAAAAUGACUAAUAUGUGGUAUGUAUUUAUCUGAUAAUAUACCAGUUGCAUUAAUUCAUCGGCGCAUUUGAAAGGGGAAGAUUUUCUUUUACCUCAGGGUUGUUAACCGUUUACCGUUUCAAAGAUGCUGUGGGGACUUCUGAAGGGAACCGUUCUGCCAGGGACAUCAGCAAACCUUGCACAUUCCUUCGAACUUACGUAUGGCAUAUACUGAGCCGGGAGGGAGAGAGAUUCAAGGACCGAGAUUCAAUAACUUUGGGAGUUUGCAUGUAUGAAAGAUGUAGUGCGACACUGGAGAAAUCUACCCGCUGGUAUUUCCCCCUGUAGCCGAUGCGGGCUAUGAUGGCUACAAAGCUAAAAUUGCAAGCGAGUGUGAACGCCGUGUAGUUCUCAACACCGGUCCUACGGUGGAAAACACGCAAAGACGCAACACGUUCAGAGCUGUGUGCUCGUGUUGCUGUGUGGGGCUGCAUGUGCCGUCCUCUUUAUAGGUGGCAUUUACCAAAGGGGGGGGGAGAAGGGCGGCUGCUAUCGCGUGAUUAAACCUUCUACCAUCUCUUAAGUGUAAAUCGGGGCAAGGCUCGCCCACCCGACCCCCCUAGAGUUGGUUGUGGACGUCUGGCCAACAACUGCUGAACUUUCCAGGAGCCUAACCCGAGUCUAGCAGGUAGGGGUUUAGUAAAAGGAGCGGGGCGGGACAGAAAUACUGAAAUCUGCAUUUUUCUUCCCGUUGCAGUUUUGUAAACACCAACAAACGAUGAAACCUUCCACGGCAGAGACGCUUCAUAAAGGGAGGAUGUUGUGGAUAAUUCUUCUAAGCACAAUUGCUCUAGCAUGGACUACACCAAUUCCCUUGAUAGAGGACUCGGAGGAACUCGAUGAGCCCUGCUUUGAUCCAUGUUACUGUGAAGUGAAGGAGAGCCUUUUCCAUAUACAUUGCGACAACAAGGGAUUUAUAAAUAUUAGUCAGAUAACAGAGUCGUGGUCGAGACCUUUUAAACUUUACCUGCAGAGGAAUUCCAUGAGGAAAUUGUACACCAACAGUUUUCUUCACUUGAACAAUGCUGUGUCUAUUAACCUUGGGAACAAUGCCCUGCAGGACAUUCAGACGGGGGCUUUUAACGGGCUCCGAGUUCUGAAGAGGUUGUAUUUGCACGAAAACAAAUUGGACAUUUUCAGAAACGACACUUUCCUGGGUUUGGAAAGUCUGGAAUAUCUGCAGGCAGAUUACAAUGUCAUUAAACGGAUUGAAAGCGGGGCGUUUCGAAACCUGAGUAAAUUGAGGGUCCUUAUCCUAAAUGACAAUCUUAUCCCCAUGCUUCCCACCAACUUAUUUAAGUCCGUGUCCUUAACCCACUUGGACUUGCGCGGGAACCGGCUCAAAGUCCUUUCGUACCGCGGGAUGUUGGACCAUAUUGGCAGGAGCCUGAUGGAGAUCCAGCUGGAGGAGAACCCGUGGAACUGCACGUGCGAGAUCGUGCAGCUGAAGAGCUGGCUGGAGCGCAUCCCCUACACCGCCCUGGUGGGGGACAUCACCUGCGAGACCCCCUUCCACUUCCACGGGAAGGACCUGCGGGAGAUCAAAAGAAGCAAGCUCUGCCCCAUGCUGUCCGACUCGGAGGUGGAAGCCAGCCUGGGCAUCCCUCAGCUGUCGUCCAGCAAGGAGAACGCGUGGCCUACGAAGCCUUCCUCCAUGCUGUCCUCCUUCCAUUUCACCGCCUCCUCUGUUGAGUACAAAACGUCCAACAAGCAGCCCAAGCCCACCAAGCAGCCCCGGGCGCCCCGGCCUCCCCCGACAUCCCGCGGCCUGUACCCCGGGCCCAACCAGCCGCCCGUGGCUGCCUACCAGACCCGGCCCCCCAUCCCCAUCAUCUGCCCCACCGGCUGCUCUUGCAGUUUGCACAUCAACGACCUGGGCCUGACGGUCAACUGCAAGGAGCGAGGGUUUCACAACAUCUCCGAGCUCCUGCCCAGGCCCUUGAACGCCAAGAAGCUGUACCUGAGCGGGAAUUUGAUCCAGAAAAUCUACCGCUCCGAUUUCUGGAAUUUUUCCUCCUUGGAUCUCUUGCACCUGGGCAACAACCGGAUCUCCUACGUGCAGGACGGGGCUUUCAUCAACCUGCCCAAUCUCAAGAGCCUCUACCUGAACGGCAACGACAUCGAGCGGCUCACCCCGGGCAUGUUCCGGGGCCUGCAGAGUCUGCACUACCUGUACUUCGAGUACAACCUGAUCAGGGAAAUCCAGCCGGCGGCCUUCAGCCUCAUGCCCAACCUGAAGCUCCUCUUCCUCAACGACAACCUGCUCCGCACCCUGCCCACCGACGCCUUCGCCGGCACCUCCCUGGCCCGCCUCAACCUCCGCAACAACCACUUCUUGGCUCUGCCGGUGGCCGGGGUGCUGGAGCACCUCCACGCCAUCGUCCAGAUCGACCUGAAGCUCAACCCUUGGGACUGCACCUGCGACCUGGUGCCCCUGAAGCAGUGGCUGGAGGCCCUCAGCUCCGUCAGCGUGGUGGGCGAGGUGCUCUGCGCCAGCCCCGACCGCUUGGCCCGCCGCGACCUCCGCUCCCUGGAGCUGGCCGCCCUCUGCCCCGCCGCCCUCCGCCCCGCCGCCGCCGCCGCCGCUUCUCCCCCGGCCGCCGCCGCCCCGCCGCCUCCUCCUCCUCCUCCUCCUCCUCCUCCCGCCGCCACCGGCGCCGCCGCCUACGAGCUCCCGCCGCCCGCCGCCGUGCCCCUCUCCGUCCUCAUCCUCAGCCUCCUCGUCCUCUUUUUCUCCGCCGUCUUGCUCGCCGCCGGCCUCUUCGCUUUCGUCUUGCGCCGGCGCCGCCGAAAGCUGCCUUUCCGCGCUCCGCGGGGGGAACCGGCCGACCUGGGCGGCCUGCCGCUCCGCUGCCCGCGGCUCUUCGAGGAGGGAGGCGGCGGCGGCGGCGGCGGCGGCGGCGGCGGAGGCGGCGGCGGCGGCGGCGGGGAGCGCUCCCCGGAGAAGGCGCCCCCGGCGGGCCACGUCUACGACUACAUCCCGCACCCGGUGACCCAGAUGUGCAACAACCCCAUCUACAAGCCGCGGGAGGAGGAGGAGGAGGAGGAGGAGGCGGCGGCGGGCGGCGGCGGAGGCGGCGGAGGGGAGGCGGCGGAGCUGCUGCGGGGCGGCGAGCGCUUCGGUCACCACGCCGUCGCGCAGGAGCCGGGCACCAACUACCGCACUUUGCUGGAGAAGGAGCAGGAGUGGAGCCUGGCCGUGUCCAGCUCGCAGCUCAACACCAUCGUCGCCGUCCAUCCCCAGCACCCCGCGGGCGGAGGGCUGGCGGCGGGCGGAGGCGGCGGGGGGCUCGGGGGAACGGCGGCGGCGGCGGCGGCGGGGGGAGGCCCCCCGCGGGACCGCGACCGCCCGCCGCCCUGCGCCGUGGGCUUCGUGGACUGCCUGUACGGCACGGUGCCCAAGCUGAAGGAACUGCACGUCCACCCCCCUGGCAUGCAAUACCCGGACCUCCAGCAGGACGCCAGGCUCAAAGAAACCCUGCUCUUCGCGGCCGGCAAGGGCUUCUCAGACCACCAAACCCCCACAAGCGAAUACCUCGAGUUAAGGGCCAAACUCCAAACCAAGCCGGAUUACCUCGAAGUCCUGGAGAAGACCACGUACCGGUUCUGACCACCGCCGCCCCGCCGCCCGCCCCGGCACCGCCGCAUGCGAGUAGAGGAUACAGCUGUGUGCUCUCCCCCGCCAGAUGUGCGCGCUGCGGGGAAGGGCCGUUCUCAGAUCAUUAAUCGACGAAGUGCCUUCGCAGACUUUUGCCAGCAGAUGUUAAUCAAUCAUUAUUUUUUAUACUGAAACUGAGACUUUGACUGUGCCAUGUCUAAGGAAACUUCCUCUUCCUUGUGUACUGGAAUCAUUUGGGGAUGAUUUGCUCUGGAAGUGUUGACAAUAUUUAACUGUGAUAUCUAAUGUGUGUUAUGACGACUUCUAUUUUGCUAUUUCAUUGUGUUGAGCUGAGGCCGAGUGGGUGGCAGCAUUACUUUCCACUGCAGGAAGCAAAAGUGGAUCCAUCAUCUCUGAUCUGUGGUGGGUGACUCCUUACAUGCUUUGACCUGGGUUACUCUGAAUUAAUAGGGAGUAUUAAUGAUAAUUAUAUCAUUAUCAGCAGUAUUAUUGGUAGCAUUAAUAAUAUUGGGAAGGAAUCAAAUAAAGUCAAAUGAUCUGCAUUUACACUGGAGCUGUUUGAUGGGAUACUAUUUUAAAUAAAUAAGUAUUUUUUUAGCUUAUUUCAUUACCGUACAACAGGUAGCUGGUGUCGGUCUCAGCAGUUCAGCUUGUGGCAGUGCUCAGAACUUGGCAGUAAAUCUUUCAUCACUUGUUUGUUUUAUUCACUCAUUGAUUAUAUUGAAAUUCUUCCUACAGGUGGAAAAGAAAAAAAGGCCAGGUAAGUCCCAGUUAUAGCUGGUAACAACUGCAUACAGGAAAACAGAAAGGGUAAUAAAGGUGCUCAAUUACCGGCGCUCUUUCGUAUUUCCUGGUUAUUGUCGUUGAUGUCACCAUCAUAUUCUACCUGGGUUAGCAGAUUUGGCUGAGACUUGGAAAUUGCUUCAUGGAUCUCUUGACUGUAUCGAUAGUGAGAGAAAGAUGUUAAAUUUUAUGGUAUGAAUAAUAAUCUGACUUCUGGAAGGCGGUCCACCUCUAAACGUCUGUCGCAGCAAGCCGGGACCCCUACUGCUCUAGCUAGGCGAACACUCCGGACAGGUCACUUAUUACGUGAUUCAGUGGACAUGAGUUAAGCUGUGGUAGCUCAAGAUUUUGUCAGAGACCUUUCCAGACAAAACCACUUUUGAGCACGUCAUCACAGCUGAUUUGGUUUUAAGCUAGAAACGUGCAGUUAUGUUCAACUUGUGUUCUCUGCUAUAAAGUUUUACAGCAACAGGACAGAGAGGUCUCUACAAAAUGCCAAUAUGCAGCGUUCCACCUUUUGGAAGCACUAACGUGUGCAAGCAGUCGCUCACGAGUGCUGUGCUACUUCUCCUUUGUUCAAGUACCUACUUCACGUGAACUGUUCACAGGAAUAAGACAUGAUGAAUUGGCUUUAGGCGCAACAGAAACGUUCACGUGAAAAAAAAAAUGGGUAGAAUUUGGCACGAAGUUUGGAAGUUCAUUGCUUAGCUACAUCACUCAGCCAAAGAGUGUGACUUCUGGCAAUGCUCCAGCCACUUAGGUGGGAACUUGUUCCAGAACUGCACUUCUUCCAAAUGCAUUUGCUUUUACAACUUGGAUUUAUGUACACUUGGAAAUCAGGCUGCAACGCAUCGCAUAUUCCUAUUUUCUGACUUUUCCAAGACUUGAUUCUAAAUCUGACUUCCUCGUAACUGAGUUUCACAGUUUAAUUUAUGUAUGGGUUAUACAGUACAAUGCAGCUGGUUCCAUGGGAGAAAUGUGGAGGAAAUUCACCCAAUGUGUAGUUUCACUACUUCUUCAUACUAACAGCAGCUCUUUGUACAAAAAUACGCUAUUUUUUAAUACUGCGUAAUGCUGAUGUGAGUGGAAAGACAUCUUUUUUUCUCAAUUCUUGAAAAAAUUCUGUUUUAUUUGGGCAAGCGUAGCUACGCCACAACUGGAAGCCUGUUCGAGCUAGCGGAAGAAGUGGAUCGUGCUUGGAACAAACCCUUGUGUGGGUAUGGACUGGAGGCCUAAUUCUGCUCCCUUGAAGGCAGUGAUGAAAUGCUACAUUUUUGCUCAGUUUUAGUCAACAGACUUGAAAGAAGAGCAAAGUCUGAUCUCAGAAAAUGACAACACACAUUAAGUGGAUUCAAGUAUUUUGAGACAAGUACUCCAUGUGACUAUUUCAGAAUAAAAUGAAUAACGGUAUAGAGAAAAAGGUUUUGCUAUCAAUUUAGUCAUUUUUCUGAUUGACCUCAUUCACAAAUUAACCAAAAAAGUUUUAGCGCUUUUUAUUUUAAAAUAAGAGCAUUCGCAUAAAGACAAAUAUGAGUGUGUCUCUGCAGAUUCAAGAAACGUGGAAAUGGGUACCAGAGCUUAGACAUAAUGUCAUAGGUAACCAGCUAGCCAACAAGAUUAUUAAUGUAACAAUUGCAAUUUUUUCGGAAGUACUUUAUUAACAUUAUCUUUUUCUUUAAAAGCAAGAAUAUUAACAGACACUGACAAUUGUGUUUCAUAUCUUUUUUUUUUUUAAAGUCUUUUGCUUGAUCCUUAUAGUUUCCCACUUUUAAAAUUAUGUACUUCUAUUCUCAUUUUUGUGUAGGUUGCUGGAGGAGUUAGGCAGGGUACCGAUGAAAGCAUUAGCUUGGCUACACAUGGCUACUGGGGUGAAACCUGGAGGUUAUCUCUGAUCACUGUGAAAAUAUUUGGAAACACUCCCCUGUGGUGGUGGCAUUUUUUUCUCCGUUAAAUUGGUUGAUAUUGUCGUGGUUUUCAGAACAGUGUCAGAUGGCUUAUUUUUGUGGAAAAAUGACGGGAGAAGGCUCGAAGGAACGGAGCCACUGGCAUUGCUAUAGGAAUUCCUUGUCCCACAGUCGUACUGGGUAGUCCGUAUAGAGGAUGUUGAAUCAGUCUUUAUAUUUUUGAAUGCUAAGGAUGUUAAUCUUAAGUGUGGGAUUAUUUUUAGACAUGAAGAAGUAUGUGUAUGCAAUACUAAGAUGUUGGGUGCCUUAAAAAGAAUAGAUAAUAAUAGAGGGCAUAGCACAAUAUAAAAUAUUAAUAACUCAGUCAUAUGUCAUAUACUGAAUCUUUAAGGUCCAUUUACUUUUUCUAACAUCUUUAUUUUUCUACUAGAAUUUUCUAAAUCUCUCAAGAAUAUCCUGUAUAUUCUAUGAAUUCUGAAGAAAUAUUUUAGGUUAGCCGAGGGUCAAAUCUCUCUGUCAAACAAAUACCACUAACUGUGGAGGAAUAUUCCUGUCCAUGGCAUGUGGUGUGGCAAUUUGGCAUGUUGUUGUAGCACUGUGCCAGUUAGGGAGGUUCUCCGCAGUGAUGAGAUUUUGCAGUAGGGUUUGAAUAAUUUCAAGCAGGAGUUCCUGAAUUGUGAUAAAUCACUGUUGGACUGGCAUAGACCUGAGACGUGCUGCUGCUUCUGAUGGCAUUGCCAUCCCUUCUGCUGAUGGUGGGACCUCCACCAUUGCCGCUGGGGGCUCCUGUAACUGUAAUUUUCAAAAAAUCCCAACCGACCGACCAAACAACCAAAAAAAAAAAAGCAGAAGAAAGGUUUGGGAGUCUUUAUCCUACAGGGACCAUCUCAUCUGAAGUUAAUGACUUUCCCCAAAUGUUAAAGUGGCAUUGGCAUACUGAUUAUGGGAAAAUGUUUUUUUUUUCUUGCUUUCCUCAGCUUUACUUUGCUUUUUUGGAGACAGUAGCUGGUUUACAUGUUACACAACUGUAGGAAUGUAUUUGUUAAUACUUUUUCAGACCAUACUUGUUUAAAACAAAGUCAGUCUGUCACAACAGUAACUGUCCUAAACUGAGAUGAGUUUUCUAGAAAGCUACGUGAACCUUUGGUUUUGUACUUGGUCUCUAAGUUGUUAUAUGUGUGUAUAUAUAUAUAAUGUCCAUUAUCUGAAUAAUCCUUGAA
Messenger RNA from Harpia harpyja (harpy eagle), 9254 nucleotides. RefSeq names its product SLIT and NTRK like family member 3 (gene SLITRK3). The transcript is spliced from 2 exons. Gene Ontology annotation, biological process: positive regulation of synapse assembly; regulation of presynapse assembly; axonogenesis. Gene Ontology annotation, molecular function: protein binding. The coding region runs from base 2447 to 5338 and encodes 963 amino acids. Lineage: Eukaryota; Metazoa; Chordata; Aves; Accipitriformes; Accipitridae. The record is from RefSeq and is a predicted model, not a curated record. Gene Ontology annotation, cellular component: postsynaptic density membrane; GABA-ergic synapse.